Molecule: messenger RNA, 2651 nt
Organism: Acanthoscelides obtectus
Lineage: Eukaryota; Metazoa; Arthropoda; Insecta; Coleoptera; Chrysomelidae
Source: the annotation of a GenBank genome assembly
GUAAUCUAUAACUUUGAACAUAUCUCUCCAGAAAAGACAACACAAAUAACCCAUACGGCUAAUAAAUAUACUUCAUAAGCAGCAUAUUCAGUAAUAAUUUUGUCACAUAGCAAAUAUCAUUGCUUUUAUGCACAAUCAUCCAGACGCGAUCUUGCUACUCUGCUACCCAACCAAUUUUCUUUCUGACAAAUCUUCUCAGAAAUAUACUCUCCAGACUAUCUCGGGAUUCUGCCAUCAACAAUGCAUGCUGGUGAACUGAAUAGCAGCAUGUUUGUUGAGUCAUUCCUCCAUAGGUGGCGCUAACAGCGCCCUUGGCGAGUAAGAGCGGAGCCAACUAUUUGCACACUAGGGGUAUAUCAUAUAUAACUUAUUUACUAGACUAUAGCGAUCUCCUAUAGACAUUUUGGUCAACGUGUUAAGCUAGAGGAUAUCAAUCCGAUUUAAAUCGUUCGUACUCUAGCCGGUCGUUCUGUGGCCAGGAUCAAUAACACCGCGUGUCAGCUGGUACCCCCUCUCGGGGCGAGAUAACGUACUAUCGGGAUCCGGGAACGAUUUAUCCAGAUCACAACAUAAACCACUUCUAAGCGGAACAGUGAUCUCACGUCCUCGAUCCUUAAAAUAAACACAAACCGCAACGACGAGCAACACGAAUUCCGCACUACCGAGAAUUGAAAAUCGAGAGAAUGCGACAGCAAAAACAAAUGAGUGCGUACGCGUGAGGGUUGUCCAACGCCAACUGAGCAUCAUGGGCGAAGACGUGGUAGACAAAGUUUUGGAAAGAGCGGGUAGAUGGGGCAAGUUCCAACUGAGAGUGUUCUUGUGUUUGCUGUUAGCGACGGUGUUUUCCGCGUUUUCUUUGAGUUAUAUUUUCACGGCGAGGGAUAUCAAGUACAGAUGUUAUAUUCCCGAGUGCGAAAAAUCUCCCUUGAAUGCCAGUUACAAUCCCGACUGGCUCCUGGAAUUCGUUCCAUUCCAGGACAAAUCCCCGAGCAGGUGUCUCCGAUACGCUUCUGUAAAUACCAGCAUUUCCAGACGGGAAUCGCCAGCAUGUUCAAAGGAAUCAGUCUUACAGAACAUGACUGUUAGAUGUGAUCAAUUCGUAUACCAGAAGAAAGAAAUCACGAUUGUUCACGAUUUUAACAUAAUAUGCAGCGAAAACUUGUGGAAGCUGACCAUUAUAGGAACACUCAGUGUGACAGGGGAAUUAGUAUGUCUGUCCUAUUCUGGUUUUAUAUCAGACAUAUAUGGACGAAAGACCUUACUGAUCUUAUCGAUGCUACUCAGCACAAUGGUGGGACUUCUGAGAUCAUUUGCAGCGAAUUAUUACGCUUAUGCCAUUUUCGAGUUUCUCGAUACUGCAUUUAGUGGUUGCACAUAUGGAGCUGCGUUUGUUUUAGCCAUGGAAAUGCUCGAAUCGAAACACCGCACCCUAGGCAACUUCGCCCUGAGCGUCCUCUACGCCUUAGGCUGCGUCUUUGUCGGUCUAGCGGCCUGGUUCUCGCCCUCGUGGAGGAUCAUGCUCCGCAUCCUGUACACUCCAGGCCUGCUAUCGAUCAUCUUCAUCUGGGCGAUUCCCGAGUCGCUCAGAUGGCUGCUGUCCAAGAAGAAUACCAAAGAGGCGAAGAAGGUCAUCAAACAGAUUGCCUCAGAGAACAACAGGGAAAUAAUGUUUUCAAGCAUUAGUUUGCUUGGAGUGAAGACUGGAGUGGAUCCAGAUGGAAGGAGUGGGUUCAAGGAAUCCAUCAGGAACCGGAGAUUGUUGAUCAGGAUGGUGCAUUGCUCCUUUACGUGGAUCUGCUGUACGUUUCUGUAUUUUGGAUUGACCAUACAUUCGACAGCGAUGUCCGAGAACGUCUACCUGAGCUUCAUAUUCGCCGUGAUGGUGGAGUUGCCCGGUUACAUAAUAUAUUACUAUGGAAAUGAAAAAAUCGGCAGAAGAUUGAUGAUGUUUUUCUCGUUGGUAUCCGCCGGGCUAUCCUGUCUCGCCGUGGGGAUCGUCAAGGAAGAGAUGGAAAUCCUGAAAUUGGCUUUAUUUCUUUGGGGAAAAUGUUCUUCUACUGUGGCAUUCACAGUGCUUUUUUCAUACACUACAGAAAUUUUCCCCACAUGCUCCAGGCAUACGAUGUUUUCCAUUUGCAGCAUGUUUGGGAGAUUUGGAUCUAUGCUGGCACCUCAGAUACCUCUCUUGGCUAGGGUAUCACGACUCCUUCCGUUGUUAACUUUUGGAGGUAUCGGUUGUAUCUCCGGCACUCUGGCGCUACUUUUCCCAGAAACCUUGAACACCAAAUUACCAGAUACGAUAGAACAAGCUGUGAAUAUCGGAAAGAAGAUCGAGACUAUAAAAGAAGAGGAAGAGGAGGCAUUAUCAUGAGCUAAAGACUAGAAUGGAUUCAGUUCUAAGGCACUGCUCUUUCCAAAAGCAACUCAUGAUAGCCAGUUUACUUAUUUACCUACAUAAGCGUUAAUUUAUAAGUGUUUUUAUACCUUUUAUAAGAUUAAAUUAAAACCUAAGUUGUUGCCUAUUUGGCAGUAUUUUUCGAAUAUUAUGAUAUUUGAUACACUCAUAUAUUUUCAUUAGUAUAUAUAAUUGAAGAUAUGCUUAAUAGCUAUUUUUGUAUGAAAUACUAUUAAAUAAAAUUAUGCUGCCUCUA